Colletes gigas is the source of this 924-nucleotide messenger RNA. RefSeq lists its product as uncharacterized. The transcript is spliced from 4 exons. Bases 1 to 924 code for a protein of 307 amino acids. The record is from RefSeq and is a predicted model, not a curated record. NCBI's taxonomy places the organism in Eukaryota, Metazoa, Arthropoda, Insecta, Hymenoptera, Colletidae.
AUGUCGAGCGCGACGACGGUGCUGUUGAAGAAGAGAGAGCGCACGCAGAACUGGGUCCCCGAGGAGAAGAACGCUUUGUUCGCGUUGAUCAAGGCGCACGUGGCCGCGAUCGAGAACAAAAAGAUCGAUGCCACUGCCUCGGCGAUGAAGACCCUAGCGUGGCAGCAGAUUCACUGCGCGUUUCGUGGACGAUUCUCCACCGACAGGGACAUCACUAGGAUGAGGGAGCAAUGGAGGCGGAUGAAGGCCCAGGCCAGGAUGGAAAUGUACACUUUCGCGGAGAAGGUGAAAAGUCUGGGCCCCGAGGAGGCGGCCAAGUGUCGACCGUCGAACCUCUCGAUCGAGGUAUGGCGGUUGAUGGAGAAGGCGAAGAAGAACGACGGGGAUGGGGACCGUUCGGACGAGAACAGCCAGGAAGGUAGCGAGAGCUCUACGAGCCUGCAGGCAAUCCUGGACAAGUUGACGACGUCCACGCCGGAAGUGAUAGUCAACGAAAUUAAAGUCGAGCCGGAUAGCGACGACUACAACACGGAGGAGGAAGCUAGCCAGGGCGAAAUUUACAGAAAAAGAUCCGAUCAAUUGGAAAAUAAACGACCACGGAUCUCCGAGGAUGAACCGAUGGACCUCGCCGAGCAAAAAGCGCGAUCCGUGCACACCAUGGGUCGCCAUCUUGAUAAUGCGGAAGAGAACAUAUCCGCUUCGAAGAACAGAAACGAUCGGAUCGACGAUUACGAGGAAUCCGCUCGAAGGGCAACGUGGAUGCUGGAGGUGGCCCAACGGGAGCACGAUUUGAAGCUAAAAAUGUUAAAUAUCGAUCUAGAGCGUGCCGAAUUGCAGAAACAGACCGCCAUCAACGAGCUGAAAACGUCUGAGAUUAAGAGGCGAAUGAUAGAGAAUCAAGCUACCGAGUAUUACAGCCUUUAA